This is a messenger RNA of Cavia porcellus (domestic guinea pig), 938 nucleotides long. Its product is annotated as olfactory receptor 8G5-like. The record is from RefSeq and is a predicted model, not a curated record. Lineage: Eukaryota; Metazoa; Chordata; Mammalia; Rodentia; Caviidae. Gene Ontology annotation, molecular function: odorant binding; G protein-coupled receptor activity; olfactory receptor activity. Gene Ontology annotation, cellular component: membrane. The transcript has a single exon. The coding region runs from base 3 to 938 and encodes 311 amino acids. Gene Ontology annotation, biological process: sensory perception of smell; G protein-coupled receptor signaling pathway.
ACAUGGAAUCCAGAAACCAUUCCAGAGCCAAUGAAUUCAUCCUGACUGGGAUCUCAGAGCAGCCAGAGCUCCAGCUGCCCCUCUUCCUCCUCUUCCUGGGAAUCUACGUGUUCACAGUGGUGGGGAACCUGGGCAUGAUCAUCCUGAUCGGGCUCAGUCCUCACCUGCAUACCCCCAUGUACUACCUCCUCAGCAGUCUGUCCUUCAUUGACCUCUGCCAUUCCACUGUCAUCACCCCCAGAAUGCUGAUCAGCUUUGUGACAAAGAAGAACAUCAUCUCCUACCCCGAGUGCAUGACACAACUCUACUUCUUCUUGGUUUUUGCUAUCUCAGAGUGUCACAUGUUGGCUGCAAUGGCCUAUGACCGCUAUGUUGCCAUCUGUAGCCCCUUGCUUUACAGUGUCACCAUGUGUCAGCAGGCUUGCAUUUCUCUGAUUUCAGCAGUGUAUGCAAUAGGUGUGGUUUGUGCAUCAGUUCACACAGGCUGCCUGGUUAGGGUUUAUUUCUGCAAGCUGAAUGUGAUCAACCACUAUUUCUGUGAUCUUAUUUCUAUCCUAAAGCUCUCUUGUUCCAGUAUUUACAUCAAUGAGUUAUUGAUACUAGUCUUUAGUGGAAUUAAUAUCCUUGUCCCCAGUCUGACCAUUCUCAGUUCCUACAUCUUCAUCAUAGCCUGCAUCCUCCGCAUUCGCUCCACUGCGGGCAGGUCCAAAGCCUUCAGCACCUGCAGCUCCCACCUCUCAGCCAUUGCUGUGUUCUUCGGUUCUGCUGCAUUUAUGUAUCUGAAUCCAUCAUCAGUCAGUUCCAUGGACCAGGGGAAAGUGUCCUCAGUGUUUUAUACUAUUGUUGUCCCCAUGCUGAACCCCCUUAUCUAUAGCCUGAGGAAUAAAGAUGUCAAUGUUGCUCUGAAGAAGAUGUUAGAGAGAAGAAUAUUCCUGUGA